Messenger RNA from Vanessa tameamea, 1463 nucleotides. Its product is annotated as golgin-45. Gene Ontology annotation, biological process: Golgi to plasma membrane protein transport; Golgi organization. Bases 138 to 1388 code for a protein of 416 amino acids. Gene Ontology annotation, cellular component: Golgi membrane. NCBI's taxonomy places the organism in Eukaryota, Metazoa, Arthropoda, Insecta, Lepidoptera, Nymphalidae. The transcript is spliced from 6 exons. The record is from RefSeq and is a predicted model, not a curated record.
CUACGAUUCGACAUUGACGUUUGACAGUCACACGAAUGUCAAAUAUACGUAAACGUAAUACAAAAUAAAAUUAUUAAUUUCUAAUUUUGUUGUUUUAGCUGUUCUAUUGAAAAUAAAUUAAUAAUUUUAGAUUCGACAUGGAUACAUUAAUUUCGUUUAACUCUAAAAUAAUGAAUAAAAUUAGAACAGCGGGUGAUGGAAUGGAAUCAAAUGAAAAUGUAAACGAGAACAAAACAAAUAGACAUGAAACCAGAACGGUUCUCCGAGCAAGCAGUAAAGAAUCUUUACUUCCUGGUCGUUUAGUACAAAUAUAUCCAUCAAAAAUAAUUACGCCUGAAAAGAAAAGUUCUCAUAUAUACUCUAAAAAUCCGAAGUUUGUCCCUUACGAACCUUAUGCAGGUGCUGUUAAACCAAUAACUCCUAGGCUGUUGUUGAAAGGAAACAAAAAAUCUAGAAAUCGUAUGGACAUAAACAAACUUAUCAACCAAAUGUCACAAAUGAACACUAAUAUCAACGAAUUUAAACCUAGAAGCAAACUAGCAUCUUGCAGUGAUAAGUCUGAAACAGAUACAGAUAAAACAAAAAUAGAUAAGGAAAUUCAGAAUAAAUUAGAAGAGUUAACAAAGGAAAAUGAAAAUUUAAAAGAGCAACUGAAGCAACAAGCGCAGGUGAAUAAGGAAUUAAAGACGAUGCUUGUGGCCUCGAUGGGUGAAGAUCUUGAGUUUCAAGUCCAUUCCCUGAAUGAGGAUAAAAAACACUUAGCUAAUGCUUUAGUCAAUUCUGCACAACAUUUGUCUACACACCAGGAACAAACAGAAUGGCUAGCUGGCCAAUGUGAAGUAUGGAGAAGUAAAUUCCUUGCUAGCAGCCUUAUGAUUGAAGAACUUGCGCAGUGCAAGAAAAUACUUAAUGAGAAAACAGUAAACUUGCAUCAGGCAGUAAAACAAUUGCUUGAUGAGAGAUGUAGAAUGAGAGAUAUGAUGAUUUGUACAUACAAAAACUUAUACAGCCUUCAUGAGAAUUGGCUAGAGAGUGUGGCUAUUUCUGAAUACAUGGGAAGUAAAAAUAGACCAAUUGGUAAUCUUAACUUUAACACUACCAUGCCUCAUUCUGCAAGUGUACUUGAUUUAGCAUCAACAAAUUUAAAAUUGUCUGAAAACAUCAGCAGUUCAACAGAGAAACAAGCAAUUAAUCAUUUAGAUUCACUAGCCACAGCCACUGAAGCCGAGAUUUAUGCGGAGCAAGUAAUGGCAAUGCCAUUUGAAAUGAAGAAAUUAAACGAGGAACCAGUAAAUGCUCUUGUUCAUCACGCUUACAACAAUAGUGGGAACAUUUCACCACCGGUUGCAUCUUGCAUGCAUUGUAAUGGAAAAGUUCAAUUGCUGUAAAUAAUACAUUUUUGAUACAAAUUUGAAAUAAAAUCUGACAAAGCUUGAGCUUUAAUUUAUAGUAUUCAAUAAAUU